AUAUCUGGCAUGGCCAUCCUAUUUUAUCAAGCUGGUCCGGCUGGCAGAAAACAAUCGUGCAAGAUUUUAUAGUUGACUGAUGAAAAUAAAUAAGUAACCUUGAGCUCUAUCAUUGUUUCUUCACUGCUCUCUCUAACUUUCACGUGUCAAUAGAAACAACAGCGACACAGAAUCCAAAAUGCAGACUCUGUCCAAAAGCUCGAAUUCCUCGGCGCGGUUGUUGGCGGAUAGCGCGGAGGCUGAGCGACGUCUCCGUGAGGCGGAGGAGCGAUUGAGGGAGGCCAUAGAGGAGCUCCAGAGGCGUCAGAGGAAGGCGGCGAGUGGCGACCGCCCUCCGUGCGACCACGCUGACGUCUCAUGUGUGGCUAACGCCAUUGGCAAUCUUUGCCAAAGCUUUCUCCUUUCUUAUGGUGUGAGAGUGGGUAUCGGGAUUCUUCUUCGCGCUUUCAAGCUCGUCAGAGGACAGUCCUACUCUUCGCUUCUUGAUCUCAAGCAAUUUGUCUCAGAGAAAGAUUUGAUUGUAAGAGAGGAAGCAUGCCGCAUUGGUUUACUUUUUGGUGGCUUUACAGGAUCAUACCAUGCGCUUAGAUGCUUACUAAGAAAGCUGAGAAGGAAAGAUACACCUGUGAAUGCAAUUUUAGCUGGUUCAAUUGCGGGGUUGUCUGUUUUAGCUUUAGAUGAUUCAAACCAAAGGCGUACACUUGCACUGUAUGUUUUGGCUAGAGUAGUCCAGUGUGCUUAUAAUUCUGCAAAGUCAAAAAAUAAGUUUCAAUUACGGGGAAGCCAGUGGAGGCAUGGUGACUCUCUGCUCUUUGCUUUAGCAUGUGCCCAGGUUAUGUAUGCCUUUGUGAUGUGCCCCCAAAGCUUGUCAAAAUCAUAUGAAGAUUUUAUUCAGAAGACAGGUCCUGUUGCAGCUUCUGUAUAUAAGGCUGUAAGGGAGAACUGUAGAGGUGGUCCAGUGGAUGUCGCAUCUAUAUCAGCCUACUUAUAUAGUCAAGGGAAGUCCAAUAAUUUGAAGUUGGAAGAGUUCACAUCUAUUAUUCCUUGUUCUGUUUUUCAUCCAGAAACAAAUUCUUGUCUAGCCCACAAUGCUAAAACAGCAUCGGCUACAUUCAGGAAAACAUUUCCGCUGUACUUCUCUUUAACUUUUGUGCCAUUUGUUGUUCUGCACCUACAAAAGUUUAUGGAUACCCCUGCUCGUACCUGUUGGCUUGCUGUUAAAGAUGCUGUUCAAUCAACAAGUUUCUUGUCUGCAUUUGUUGGAAUUUUUCAGGGGGUUAUAUGUAUGCACAGAAAGAUUGCAUCUAAAGAUCACAGGCUGGUAUAUUGGGUUGCGGGUGCUUUAUCAGCUCUUUCUGUAUUACUAGAGAAAAAACCUAUACGCAGUGAACUUGCUUUAUGUGUUCUUCCGCGAGCCGGAGAAUCAUUGUGGUAUAUUUUCGUAAACCGGCGCCUGCUUGCUAAUGUUGAAAAUGCUGAGGUGGCCUUAUUUUGUGCAUGCAUGGGAGGAAUCAUGUACUACGUAGAACAUGAGCCAGAUACCGUGGCCCCAUUCUUUAUGGGCCUAAUCCGUCGCUUCCUGGCUAGCAGAAUAAGCAAUCCUGGCCCUUCAUCUAAUCGGACAGCUUCCUACACCUACUCGCGGACUCUUGAUGCCAUGAAGAAGCCAAAACUACAGGACAACCGAGGGCUUGAAACUUCAACUCCUAAACAAUACAGUCUUGAAUCUAUACAGGGGCUCUAAGCACAUUUUUGUUGAGUACAUAUGACUCCUGAAUUUCAGUCAACUAUCCAUUCUUUGCAAUUGAUAUACACUUUGUUGCUAAAAAUAUAUUUGUAUUAGAAAUGAUUCAAUGCUCUGAAGGCAAGUUACUGAAAUAGAGGGAUUUGUUUUUGGUCCCUGUUAAUACUCCUCAGGGGAACAGUUGCUCUUAUUGUUCUUAUUGAAGAGACAUUGAACAGGAAGAAAUGAUAUGAUGAUAAAUGUAAAGAUUUGUGCAACUGAUGUGCUUUUGCCCUCUGUAAAUAAUAUUAG
Messenger RNA from Durio zibethinus, 2035 nucleotides. RefSeq lists its product as uncharacterized. The record is from RefSeq and is a predicted model, not a curated record. NCBI's taxonomy places the organism in Eukaryota, Viridiplantae, Streptophyta, Magnoliopsida, Malvales, Malvaceae.